Molecule: messenger RNA, 3020 nt
Organism: Folsomia candida
Lineage: Eukaryota; Metazoa; Arthropoda; Collembola; Entomobryomorpha; Isotomidae
Product: triadin
Exons: 6
Coding region: 387-2471 (694 amino acids)
Source: RefSeq, a predicted model, not a curated record
CCGCGCGGGACCAACUUUCGCUUCACUCCAUUCCAUUCCACUUUUUUAACUGCUCCAGUUCGCAGUUAUUUAUUUCCCUCGGAAUAAAAACAACAUAUUGCGGACAGAUAAGCCCUCCCCUCAAGCGAAGGAAGAUAAGGGAGAAUGAAGAGAGGCUUGUUUAUUUACAAUUCUUGAAAUCUUUUUAAACUAACAAAGACGGAGAUUUUGACAACUUCGUAAGAUACCAUACUGAAAAAGAUUUAACAGACGUAUUAAUACAAGAAGGCAACCUAUAAGGGAAACGGACCAAGAAGAAGCCGAAGAAAAGAUCAAAUAUUACUUUGGUGGCCUGCAUUGAAAAGGUUAAAAGUAGGAAAGGACGGCCCAGCAGGACAAGGAUAAAGAUGGAAGAAGCCCAACUUAAAAGUGAUAACCCCAAGAAAGCGAUGAUUGAAAAAGACGACUCUUUGCCGAUUCAGAAUAACAUUGUUGAUGUUAAAUUAGACGAACAACAGGAAACGGGCAGUCAUGGUUCUUCAGGCUAUGAUUCUUGCACACUGUCCCCUUUAACUGAUGACUCUAAUUCCCCUUUAACGGAACGAGGAGCUGACAGCGAUGAGGUCGAUGCCGGGCAAGAAAUAAGUGUUGAGGAAAAAACGACCAAGAGUGCAGAAUCAAAGAAACGAAGAGGAAAAACUUUCCCUGUUCUAAUCCCAAUGUCAAAACGGGAAGACUCCCCAUCACCACCAUCAGCCACACCUCUUAAGCCCACAAACUGCACAUCACCAUCAACCCCAGAUGUUGAUUCUUCAUCGGAAAAUGAACUAUCAAAUGUUCCAUUAAGUCAGAGGAUGAAGUCUUUGCAAAAGAAGAAAAUAGUCCCCCGCGCCCCAGUCUUCCGUAAAAAGCAAUCCAAAGCAGACCGAGAUAUUUUGGAGGAAAUGGAGAACCCCAAACCUUCAACUUCAGCACCACUUCGGAGAGAAAUAGAGAGGAAUCGCAGAGCUUUGCUGGCUCAAUCUUCAACUGAAAGUGUAAAACAAAAAUCUUCAUCAGUUAGUUAUCAAAACUAUCGGUCUAACGUUAGGCGAUUCACUCCGAGAAAGAGGGCGCUCAAUGACAAAGUAAGCUACUCCACACCACUGAAAUCUUCUCCUGUCGAAAAAUCUCCAGCACGGGAGGAGGAGGGAAACGAAGAAAUUGAGCUGAAAACAACGCCCACACCUAAUGCCAAGUCCGACCAAAGCGCAAAGAAAAAGUUGAAGUUGACAACAUUAAACAAAAAGGAGGAGGAGGAGAUAAUUGAAGACUCAUUACCACCACCACCAGAGACAACAACAACAGAGAUUCAAUCUCCAAUUCUUAAACCGACUGAACAUUUUUGUAUUGAGCUACUUUUCUUGCAUUCACCGAUUGAAGUUGAUGAAGUCGACGUAGCGCCAUUGAACACGGAUACAACGUUGAAUGACCAGCUAAUAAUUACCCCAUGUUCUUCUCCACCACAAAUUCCUGUACUUACAUUAAUCGCAAAUCCUAUCGAUCCUAUCGAACCAGUGGUGCCAGCGCCAGUCAAAGAAGAAGAAGUGAACCUUGCUGAAUCUUCCGAACAAACCAAACCAUGUAAUCAAGCUGAUAUAGACUUGACCCAGCCUUUCAUAAAACUGACGAGGCUUGAUCAAACGUACAUUGAUCAAAAGACUAAAAGAAAAUCUGCUGAAUCAACUUCAGAAGAAGAAUCAAUAUCUGCGACACACCUGCUAUCCAAUUGUCAAUCAAAUACUGAGAUUAUUUCAACAAUUGUUUCUGGUCAAAAUAAAGAGUCUGAAUCUACUCCCCAAAAGAAGAAGAAACCUCGAGGCAGACCACCAACCAAGAAGACAGAUAAAAAGUUACCCUCCUCCCCAGCAGCGUCAGCGCCGUUACCUCCCAUUUCCUCUCCCAAUAAAAAUGGAAACUCGGGUGCUAGUGUGCCAAUCUUGGGAAAAAGAACCUUGGUACUUAAACUUGAACGCCUUAGUGAAGACGAACUUCCCAAAAAAGUUCUCAAACAGACUCCAGAAUUCAUACUCGAAGAAUACCUUAAGAAACGAAGGGGCAACCGAAAGGUUCAAAAACGUUCUGAGGACAAUGAUGACAUUGAGGUCGAUAUCGAAGCUGUAUCGGAUGAGUCGAGCGAUAUCGUGGAAUCUUCUAAGCAGCCAGAAACAACCCCUAAAUCCAAGAAGACUACUCCACGCAGGAAUAAAAAACAUGUAACUGAGGCCGUUGCUGAUUCAAAAUGGAAGAAUGGGUUUGUCCAUCCGUUCAAUUUGAAAAGCAACAACUCAUCAUCUUGUGAUGAUAAGUCGCCUGAUGAUCCUACGGCAUCUCCCAUUAAAGCGAAUUGGGAACAUAAUAGUUCUCCUGGAACCUCCUCCGUCAACAGCGCUCGUCGACAGUCCAAUAGGAAGAGAUCUAUCAGAUUUGAGAACGGAUUUUUAUACGGCUAAUAAUCAGUUUUGGACGGGGAGAGUACUUUUUCAUUUCUUUAAUUAGCGAUAGAGUAUUCCAUUCUUACUUGACUUUCAAAAUUUCAACUGACAAUAGUGACAAUAUCAGUUUAAUUAACGAUUACUAAAUAUCAACUUAAAAAUUAUAAAAUUAAUUAUUACCUUUAUUUUUUACUACAAAAACGACAUGACUUUGUAGUUAAAUAUUCAUAGCAUUACUAUUCCUGCGACGAGUUGGCCAGUUUAUAUAUGUAUUUCUGUUACAACACUUGACAUAACAUUUACGGUAUGACAUACGCACAUUAUGUAAGAGGUACAAAUAUUUGUACAAAUAUUUUAAUCCGAAAGAUGCAAUACUUACCUAACUCGAUAUAUCAAACACUUUAUUUUUAAUGCUGUGUAUAAAUCUCCUUGUGUAGUUUACAUUAUAAACGGUUCGUUUACUGAGUAUUAUAGAAUAGAAUUGUUUCAAUCGAACGAUCCAAUUUCGUGAAAUGUGUAAAUGAAAUAUUUUGCAAAAAUAAAGGUCACAACUUUUUCGGAAAUAAA